AUGCCCAUCCCCAUUAUUGUUCAGGGGAUCCGGGAGGGUAUAGACUCGAUUCCAUAUGCCUACACAGUUCUCAAGAUUGCGCCAUGGGUGCUGCUCGUCGCUGCCCUCAAGUACUACUUUGGGGGAGCUCGGAAUGGCUCAGAGCGGGUCAUGCACUCGAAAAUUAUUAUGAUCACCGGAGGGACAUCAGGCAUUGGCGCCAGCGUCGCCCGUGAGCUUGCAUUACGCGGCGCCCAGAUCAUCCUCCUCACCCACCACUCCCCCUCAGACAUCUUCCUGAUCGAUUACAUCGAAGAUCUACGCAAGUCAACAGGCAAUCAACUCAUCUUCGCCGAACAAGUCGACCUCUCCUCCUUACAUUCCAUCCGGACCUUUGCGACCAAAUGGAUCGACAAUUAUCCCCCCCGACGACUCGACAUGGUCAUCUUGUGCGCUAGCACCGCCUUGCCCGCCUCCAGCCGGGGACGAAUGACAAUAGACGGCGUGAACGAGGAGUGGCAGGUCAAUUACCUGGGUAACUUCCACCUACUGAGCAUUCUGAGCCCCGCGCUGAAAGCGCAGCCCGCUCAUCGAGACGUGCGGGUCAUUUUCACCACAUGCUCGAGUUAUAUUGGCGCGAAACUCGACAUCAAGCAAUUGGAGGCGGUGACCAGUGGUUCUAAACCGGCAGGGCAAUCAACGACCAAAAAGAAUGGAAAACCACAGAAGAAGGCAUCCACGGAAAAGGAAGCCAGCCUAUUCGGCCUGAGCAAACUCGCUCUGAUGAUCUUCGCAAACUCCUUCCAGAAACACUUCAACGCAUAUCAACGUCCAGACAAACAGCCGAACGCUACCCGCAUUAUCGUCGUUGACCCGGGCCUGAGUCGAACUCCGGGAACCCGUCGCUGGCUGACGGGUGGCUCGCUCUGGGGUCUGCUUAUCUACCUUCUCACCUGGCCACUGUGGUGGCUUAUCCUCAAGUCUCCUCAGCAAGGUGCGCAGAGCAUCUUGUAUGCGGCCAUGGAGGCGCGAUAUGGCCGUGGCGCCGGCGGGUGGAUGGUGAAGGAAUGCCGGGAGGUUGAUUUCUCCCGAAAGGAUGUCAAGGAUGAGGAGCUCGCGAAGAAACUCUGGGAAUUCAGUGAGAAGCAAAUUGAAGCGAAGGAGAAGGAGGGUGCACUCAAACGUGCUCAGACUAAGGCGAAGGAGAAGGUCACGGACAAGGACAAGAGUGCAAAGCAGCAAAAUACAAAGGGCUCGUCAACAACCGGAGCUGGCGCCGCAAAGGAUCAGACCUCUGGGUCCAGAAGGAGCCGUAAAGCAAAUCAAUAG
Aspergillus viridinutans is the source of this 1308-nucleotide messenger RNA. Its product is annotated as putative oxidoreductase. The transcript is spliced from 2 exons. The record is from RefSeq and is a predicted model, not a curated record. Bases 1 to 1308 code for a protein of 435 amino acids. NCBI's taxonomy places the organism in Eukaryota, Fungi, Ascomycota, Eurotiomycetes, Eurotiales, Aspergillaceae.